UCUUCUCACUGAGUUGAGUGUGAUUGAGCGCGAGAACACGCAGUAACAACACAACUUUCAAACAACCGCACAAAAGAGAUUUAACAAAACAAAAAUUUGCUGCUCCAGCAACAAACCAACUAAACAAAAAUCCAAAAGUGAAACAAAUUUUCAGUUCAGAAGACAGUUCGUUUUCAAACGGCUAACAGUGCAGACACGUUCAAGUGAAUACCUUGCUCCUUUUGGCAACCCGUGGUGAAUCCCAGUGAAUUAAAACUCGCCGCUAAAUUAAAAUAAAAAAAUGGCUUCAGUCAAGGAAAAUCUCAUGAACCAGGUUGCCGAGGUCUUGCCCUCGUCUGGCAACAAGAUUACCAUUGUCGGUAUCGGUCAGGUCGGUAUGGCCUGCGCUUUCAGUAUUUUGGCCCAAAAUGUCUCCAGUGAAAUAUGCCUCAUGGAUGUCUGCAAAGAAAAGUUGAUGGGUGAAUUGAUGGAUUUGCAACAUGGCUCCAAUUUCUUGAAAAAUCCCAAAAUUACCGCCAGUACAGAUUAUGCCGCUUCGGCCAACUCCAGAUUGUGCAUUGUAACCGCCGGUGUCAGACAAAAGGAGGGUGAAUCCCGUCUGUCGUUGGUGCAACGUAACACCGACAUUCUCAAGCACAUCAUUCCUAAAUUGGUUGAAAACAGUCCCGAUACCAUUUUGUUGAUGGUCUCCAAUCCCGUCGAUAUUAUGACCUAUGUUGCCUGGAAAUUGUCUGGCUUGCCGAAGAACCGUGUCAUUGGCAGUGGUACCAAUUUGGAUUCAUCCCGUUUCCGCUUCUUGAUGUCUCAACGUUUGGGUGUUGCCCCCACCUCUUGCCAUGGUUGGAUUAUUGGUGAACACGGUGACAGCUCUGUGCCAGUGUGGUCCGGCGUCAAUAUUGCCGGUGUCCGUUUGCGUGAAUUGAACCCCAACAUUGGCUCCUCUGAAGAUCCCGAGAAAUGGAAUGAGGUGCACAAGCAAGUCGUAGACUCUGCCUAUGAAGUUAUCAAGCUAAAGGGUUACACCUCAUGGGCCAUUGGUUUGAGUACCGCUUCCCUGGCCUCGGCCAUCUUGAGAAAUACCAGUGCCAUUGUUGCCGUUUCUACCUCUGUUAAGGGUGAACAUGGCAUUGAUAAGGAUGUCUUCUUGUCCCUCCCUUGCGCUUUGAAUGCCAAUGGCGUUACCCAUGUUGUCAAGCAAAUUUUGACCCAAACCGAAAUCGAUCAAUUGCAGAAGUCGGCCAACAUCAUGGCUGAGGUUCAAGCUGGUCUUAAAUUUUAAAUCUGCAAAUGAUCUGGUAGGACACAAAUUUUAGCUUUUAUCAAAGAUAGAGAACUUGGUUAGGGCUUUCCCCGACCACUCAACAAUCUACCUUAGUAACUAUAGGAUAAUUCUACAAGUAUUUGUUAUUUAUUGUAACAUUUUAUGUUUUAUUGCUGCGCCUCUAUGUUUCGUUAGUUAUACAUUUAUGUUCUUUUUUAAGUUCAUUAACAAUAAAACCAUAAAAAUUAUAGUUUAAAACAA
Molecule: messenger RNA, 1522 nt
Organism: Musca domestica (house fly)
Lineage: Eukaryota; Metazoa; Arthropoda; Insecta; Diptera; Muscidae
Product: L-lactate dehydrogenase
Exons: 3
Coding region: 281-1279 (332 amino acids)
Biological process (GO): carboxylic acid metabolic process
Cellular component (GO): cytoplasm
Molecular function (GO): L-lactate dehydrogenase (NAD+) activity
Source: RefSeq, a predicted model, not a curated record